UGAAGUAAUAAUAAACAAACAGAAAAAACAGAGUGUGAGGGGAGAGAAGAGAGAGAGAGGAGAGGAGAGAGAAACACAGAAGCUGGACUGGCACACACAAAAAGCGCCCCGUAAUGAAUAAUGAUGUGUGCGGGAGAUGAAUGGUCUCGCAAAGAAAAGAACGCUUCUUUGCUUUUUUUAACUCCGGCGGUGUCAAGUUAGAGAGAUAGGGUGGAAGGGACGCGACCGGGAAGCAACGUUGCCCGGAAACCACCGUUUACUCGGAAAUACCACCAAAUUAGAGAUAGAUAGUGGAAAGAAAAAGGAGGGGACAGAGUUUAGAGGGGGUAGAGACUAAGUUGCGUAUGCAAGCCUUCCUUUAUUUCUUCUAUUCGCCUUGUUUGACCAACUCAGCAAUUUGUGACGGGAUUCUUCGCUCGGAUUUGAUCAAUGAAGAGAAGAAGAUACAAAACCCUUGAGUGGAAUAAAAGAAUUUGCUUACUCUGAGUGUUAAUAUUUUUAUUUUGACAUUUCGUUUGCAUCAAAAUUUAGCCCUAGAUCCGUAGAUGUGUGUGCUUUCGGCUUCAAGUACUUUAGGGUUUUGAUGAACUAGGGUUUAGGGUUUACGAAAUUGUUGCGAAGAUGAUGCUAUCAAGAGGCCUUUUCGGGUGGUCUCCCCCGCAUAUACAGCCUUUAACUCCGGUUUCAGAGGUGUCGGAGCCGCCGGAGUCGCCGUCCCCGUACUUGGAUUCGAACCCUGAAGUUGUGCCUGUGGAAGAAGAAGUUGGGAUUGAGGAGACCGAGGAGAUCGAGCCACCGCCUGCCGCUGUUCCUUUCUCAAGGUUAUUUGCUUGUGCGGAUAGAUUGGACUGGGUUCUGAUGGUUGUCGGAUCACUAGCUGCUGCGGCUCAUGGGACAGCGCUUGUCGUUUACUUGCAUUUCUUUGGGAAGGUUAUUCAGUUGUUAAGCCUGGAACCUGGAAGUUCAAAGGAUGAGCUGUUUCAUAAGUUCACGCAGCAUGCUCUAUACGUUGUUUAUAUAGCUGCUGGUGUUUUUGCUGCAGGUUGGAUUGAGGUGUCAUGCUGGAUUCUUACUGGAGAGAGGCAGACUGCAGUCAUUAGGUCAAAGUAUGUCCAAGUACUACUUAAUCAGGACAUGAGUUUUUUUGACACAUAUGGGAACAAUGGGGAUAUUGUAAGCCAAGUAUUGAGUGAUGUACUACUCAUUCAGUCUGCUCUCAGUGAGAAAGUUGGGAAUUAUAUUCAUAACAUGGCUACAUUUUUCAGUGGUCUUGUCAUUGGAUUGGUAAAUUGUUGGCAGAUUGCACUCAUCACCUUAGCCACUGGCCCAUUUAUUGUUGCUGCAGGAGGAAUAUCUAACAUAUUUCUCCACAGGCUUGCUGAAAAUAUUCAAGAUGCAUAUGCUGAGGCAGCAAGUAUUGCUGAACAGGCAGUCUCUUACAUUAGGACCUUAUAUGCAUUCACAAAUGAAACAUUGGCCAAGUAUUCUUAUGCAACUUCACUCCAAGCAACACUGAGAUAUGGUAUAUUGAUAAGUCUUGUCCAAGGCCUUGGGCUUGGUUUUACAUAUGGGCUUGCAAUAUGUUCCUGUUCUUUGCAACUCUGGGUAGGAAGGUUUUUGGUUAAACAUGGAAAAGCCCAUGGUGGUGAAAUUAUAAUAUCACUCUUUGCUGUGAUUUUAAGUGGCCUUGGAUUGAAUCAAGCAGCAACAAACUUCUACUCUUUUGAACAAGGGCGUAUUGCAGCUUAUAGGCUUUUUGAGAUGAUAAGUCGUUCAACCUCUUCUGUCAAUCAGGAUGGGAAUACAUUAGUUUCUGUACAGGGAAACAUUGAGUUCCGCAAUGUGUAUUUCAGUUACCUCUCUCGCCCUGAAAUACCUAUUUUAAGCGGGUUUUACCUCACUGUACCUGCUAGGAAAACUGUAGCACUUGUUGGCAGAAAUGGCUCGGGGAAAAGCAGUAUAAUCCCUCUCAUGGAGCGGUUUUAUGAUCCUACAUUAGGAGAAGUCCUUCUGGAUGGAGAGAAUAUUAAAAGUUUGAAACUGGAAUGGUUAAGAAGCCAAAUAGGAUUGGUUACCCAGGAACCUGCCUUGCUAAGUUUGAGCAUUAGAGAUAACAUUGCUUAUGGUCGAUCUGCAACCAUUGAUCAAAUUGAAGAAGCUGCUAAAAUAGCACAUGCACAUACAUUUAUCAGCUCCCUUGAAAAAGGAUAUGAGACACAGGUGGGUAGGGCUGGUUUACCAUUAACAGAAGAACAGAAAAUAAAACUUUCCAUUGCCAGGGCAGUGCUUUCGAAUCCGUCUAUUCUUCUGCUUGAUGAGGUCACUGGUGGCCUUGAUUUUGAAGCCGAAAGGGUUGUUCAGGAGGCUUUAGAUAUCCUGAUGUUGGGAAGGUCAACUAUUAUAAUAGCUCGAAGGCUUGGUCUUAUAAGGAAUGCUGAUUAUAUAGCGGUCAUGGAGGAAGGCCAACUUGUUGAAAUGGGUACACAUGAUGAGUUGCUAAAUCUGGAUGGGCUAUAUGCAGAGCUUCUUAGAUGUGAAGAAGCAGCAAAGCUUCCUAAGAGGACACCAAUAAGGAAUUACAAGGAGACAACCACUUUCCAAAUUGAAAAGGAUUCAUCAGGAAGUCAAAGCCUUCAAGAAUCAUCAUCUCCUAAGAUGGCUAAAUCACCAUCUCUUCAGAGAGUGCAUGGAAUCUAUGCUUUUCGGGCCCCAGAUGGCACCUUUAAUUCACAAGAAUCACCGAAAAUCCAGAGCCCACCAUCAGAACAAAUGUUGGAAAAUGGAGUGCCCUUGGACACAACAGAUAAAGUACCAUCCAUUAAAAGGCAGGACAGUUUUGAAAUGAGAUUACCAGAGCUGCCCAAAAUUGAUGUUCAUAGUGCACAUCGACAAACAUCAAAUGCUUCUGACCCUGAGUCCCCUAUUUCACCAUUAUUGACAUCUGAUCCCAAGAAUGAACGUUCCCACUCAAAAACUUUCAGUCGACCCCUCUGCCAAUUUGAUAAUGUGCCUGUGAAGAACAGGGAAUCAAGGGAUAUGCAACAUCAGAAGCCUCCAUCAUUUUGGAGGCUUGCAGAGCUCAGUUUUGCAGAGUGGCUUUAUGCUGUUCUAGGAAGCAUUGGUGCUGCAAUUUUUGGUUCUUUUAAUCCUCUUCUUGCUUAUGUUAUUGCACUUAUUGUGAUGGAAUAUUAUAGAGAGGGUGAAGAUCGUCGUCACUUAGGUCGUGAAGUGGACAAAUGGUGCUUAAUCAUUGCAUGCAUGGGUAUUGUAACAGUGUUUGCGAAUUUUUUGCAACACUUCUAUUUUGGUAUUAUGGGGGAGAAAAUGACUGAAAGAGUUAGGAGAAUGAUGUUCUCAGCAAUGCUGCGAAAUGAAGUUGGAUGGUUUGAUGAAGAGGAGAACAGUGCUGACAACUUAUCCAUGCGAUUAGCAAAUGAUGCUACAUUUGUACGUGCUGCUUUUAGCAACCGGCUUUCUAUAUUUAUCCAGGACACUGCAGCUGUUGUGAUAGCUGUUCUUAUUGGUAUGCUGCUGCAAUGGAGAUUAGCACUUGUGGCCUUGGCAACACUACCUAUACUUACAGUGUCAGCUAUUGCACAGAAGUUGUGGCUUGCGGGGUUUUCAAGAGGCAUACAGGAGAUGCACAGGAAGGCUUCUUUGGUGCUUGAAGAUGCAGUAAGAAAUAUCUAUACUGUUGUUGCAUUCUGUGCAGGCAACAAGGUGAUGGAACUCUACAGGUUACAGUUAGGGAAAAUAUUCAAGCAGAGCUUCCUCCACGGAAUGGCCAUUGGUUUUGCCUUUGGUUUUUCACAAUUCCUGCUUUUUGCUUGUAAUGCCCUCCUUCUCUGGUAUACUGCUGUCUCUGUUAAAAAAGGCUAUCUGAAUCUGUCAACAGCUCUCAAAGAGUACAUUGUCUUCUCCUUUGCAACCUUUGCACUGGUAGAACCAUUUGGCCUGGCUCCUUACAUUCUCAAGCGACGUAACUCUCUUACUUCAGUAUUUGAAAUCAUAGAUCGUGUUCCUAAGAUUGACCCAGAUGAUAGCUCUGGACUUAAACCUCCUAAUGUGUUUGGAAGCAUUGAGCUGAAAAAUGUUGAUUUCUGUUACCCAACUCGUCCAGAAUUGAUGGUAUUGAGCAAUUUUAGUCUCAAAGUCGGUGGAGGACAAACUGUGGCUGUGGUGGGGGUUUCAGGUUCUGGAAAGAGCACUUUAAUAUCUCUAAUAGAGAGAUUCUAUGAUCCAGUUGCUGGUCAAAUUUUACUGGAUGGUCGUGAUUUGAAGUUGUUUAAUCUCAAAUGGUUGAGGAAUCACCUGGGUCUUGUUCAACAGGAACCCAUUAUCUUCUCAACCACCAUACGGGAGAACAUCAUAUAUGCAAGGCACAAUGCAACCGAGGCUGAGAUGAAAGAGGCAGCCAGAAUAGCUAAUGCUCACCAUUUCAUUAGCAGCUUGCCUCAUGGUUAUGACACACAUGUGGGCAUGAGAGGUGUAGAUCUAACACCAGGACAGAAGCAGAGGAUAGCCAUUGCCCGGGUAGUGCUGAAGAAUGCACCAAUCUUGCUUUUGGAUGAGGCCAGCUCCUCAAUUGAGUCUGAGUCAAGCCGGGUUGUGCAGGAGGCUCUCGAUACACUUAUAAUGGGGAACAAGACGACCAUUCUUAUUGCUCACAGGGCGGCAAUGAUGAAGCAUGUAGAUAAUAUUGUAGUUCUUAAUGGUGGGAGAAUUGUGGAGCAAGGAACCCACGAUCAACUGGUAACUUUGAAUGGGUUAUAUGUCCGGUUGAUGCAACCUCAUUUCGGGAAGGGUUUACGGCAGCAUCGGCUUAUGUAGGCAGGGUUCUGUUGAUGUAAUUUGUGGGUGUUUCAUUGGUGAAGUUCUCUCUUUCAGCCCAUUUCCUAAAUACGGGAGGCAUCAAAGCCCCGCUGGGUUCUUUGGAUGGUAUCUGUUGGCGAAACUCUGCAAUAUGGGUGAAGAGAACUGAUGGGUUUGUAACAACAUUAUAUUUGGGUUGGGUUGGUGCGUGGUUAACAAUGUUCAAAGUAAGGAUUGAAGAUUGGGGGUUUCGAGAUCGUUUUUUGUUUGUUUAUUUUUGGGGUUUUGGGUUGGGGGGGGGGUUGAAGGGGCAACGCUCGGAGAACAGUAGAGUUGCGGUGCAUAUUCUUUUGGAGGCACGUGUGCAUCUGUGCUUCCAUGGUAUUAUUAAUUUGUUAAUUAAUCAAAAAGAGGGUUGUAGCCUGUUAUAAUCUCAUGAUUCUCAUCCAGGUGGCAAUGGAAUUGCCGCGAUUCAUUCUUUUUUUCCUCCUGGCCCUCGUUUUUUGAAGCUCUUUGGUAUUCAGUAUUAAUUGCUAGUCGUUGCUAUACCACUGGCCGUGCCGUGCAGCCUUUAGCGUGGGAUUUUUGAAGAAUAGAGUUGAAGGUCUGCACGCAGAGAGGAUUGUGGAUUGAUGGAUGCCAAACUUGGAUUCCCCACACACCUUAUGUAUGAAUACACUAACCCCCACCCUCCGCUUUUUCUCUUAAUGUAUCAUAUACAUUUUAUUGUUC
Nelumbo nucifera (sacred lotus) is the source of this 5544-nucleotide messenger RNA. RefSeq names its product P-glycoprotein 20 (gene ABCB20). The record is from RefSeq and is a predicted model, not a curated record. Gene Ontology annotation, biological process: transmembrane transport. Gene Ontology annotation, cellular component: plasma membrane. Gene Ontology annotation, molecular function: ATP hydrolysis activity; ABC-type transporter activity; ATP binding. NCBI's taxonomy places the organism in Eukaryota, Viridiplantae, Streptophyta, Magnoliopsida, Proteales, Nelumbonaceae.